UUAUUCCUGUUCAUUUCAGUCGAAAUUAUAGAAAAGAAAUGUCCAGGAGACGAAACUUUUAAUAGUCAAGACGGACUACAAGCCAAAUGUUGUUCCUUCAAUACUUUAGCUGGGAUUGUAACCUGCUCGUGCUGUAGUGAAGACAUGAUGGUCAUAUGCCAAAAAAAUGUGCCAAUCGAUUUAGGAACAGUUCAGAAUUACAGAGUUGUGAAUGCCACUUACGAUUCUUUGUGGAUUAAAUGGGAACCACCGAAAACUUCUUGGAAGAUAAAAUCCUAUUCUGUAACUUGGACUCCACAAAAGUGGAAUGGAAGAUCGAAAGAUAAAGGAAAUUCCACGUUAUUCGAUGUAGAAUAUAAAAUAACAAAAUUAAAGCCCGAAAGAACCUACGUGGUAUCCGUGGCACCAUUUGUAAUUGAGAGUCUUACUGGAAAUUACGAGGAAGUUACUUCAACAACUUUAGAAGAUACUCGCAGCCCUUUGCAGUUCGAGAUCAACGAAGACGGAGAAAUGACUAUUGUAAGUCCCAAAUUUAUGGAUAAAGAAGGCACUCCAAUAAACAUCACUUUAUACGAAAUCGGAGACACGGGGAAAGAGAUACCAGUUGAAAAAGUCAUCGGUAAACCCAGCGGAACCUCUAUAACGGGGCUUAAACCAGGGGCAAAUUAUACCAUUAAAGUGAACGUUAACAACGAAGACGAAGACGAGCCUUUCAACCACACAACGAAUUUUAUCGCCUAUCCCACGUGUAAACCGGAGCAGAUACAAAAAGAUUUAGAUUGUUUUUGGAUUCCGGAAGAGAAGAAACCGUGGAGAGAUGCCAUUUCUCUAUGUCGCCAGUCGGGUGGAGGUCUAGUGGAUCCUUCUUUAAACAAUAAUCCACGUGUUAAAUCAUUAUUUAAUUCUCAAAAAUCCAGUAUUUGGACCGACAUGAGAAAAUCCAGCCUGUCAAAAGAAGGUGAUCAAUUAGCAUCUAACUGUUCGGAUUCUAAUGAGGAUGCACUGUGCUGUUCCUACGAUGUAUAUCCAAAUGGAACGACAGGAAAUGUCGAGUGUACAUGUUGUACUGAAGAAAAAUCAUUUGUUUGUAAAACAUCAAGAAACUUGAAUCUUGGAUCCGUUCGUAAUCUUCGAGUUUCUGACAAGUUAGAAAAUUCGAUAAUAAUUCAAUGGGACCCACCAGAAAAGUCGUGGAAGCAGUUAUCGUAUCUGGUUACGUGGACGAAAAGCAACAAGAAGAGAGAAACAAAUGAUAUGAUAGUCAAUACCGAAAAGGCUACAGUUGAGGGAUUAAAACCGAACACCAAAUACAUCGUAGGUGUAUCACCUCACAUCAAUGGAGUUUCUUCCGGAAAAUCGGUAGAAGUUGACGUUUCUACAGCUGCAUUAAAUUUAGGAGAGGUUCAGGAUUUGAAAGUGGUUAACGUCACGGAAACGUCAUUAACCAUCCGUUGGAACCCCCCGACAAGAACCUGGAAUAAUUUAGCAUAUUUAGUGACGUGGAGCGACAAAACAAGUUCUAGAAAGCGAAGAGAAACGAAAGAAAAGGUCGUAACAAAAAACGAAGUGACUGUAUCACCUCUAAAGUCCAACACCUCUUACAAAGUCGGUGUAACACCUUACGUCGACAACACAGCAGCUGGCAACACAAAAGAAAUAUCUGUAACUACAACGUCUCGUAAGUUGGCAUUUUAAAACAUCGUUUAACACGAGAAUUUUCUGAAAGAUAUAUAUACUGUAUAUACACUCGCAGCUUUGUAUAACGGCCUUAAAUAGUAACUUGUCAAUAGACUAAUCGAUUAAUCUGAAGAAUGCAAAAGGUCCAGGCCCGUGUUUAAAUUGAUUUAUGUAUUUGCGUGUAAUGUUUAUAAAUUUAUCAAUCAAAUAACGAUUAAAGUCAAAAUUCUUUUAAAGAGGGGGAAAACUAUAAUUUACGUAAAAUUACAGUAUUUUCUCCCCCUUUAAAGAGAUUAUAAAUUGAUUGAUCUUGAAGAAAAGCCUAAUUUAAAUCAAACUGUAGAUCUUUUAAAAGAAGAUUAUAAUGAAAUCUUUCAGAAUAAACAGUUUUUAGUUAUUUAAAUGGCUUGUAAUUGUGUUAAAGAUCAUUAUUUUCUUAAUUUUUCAACACGAAAUUAAGCUGGAAUUUUAAAUUAGAAAAGAAAUUUACUUUGUUUCGUUCCAUUACUUUAAAGCCAUUCUAUAAUAUUCUACAUUCAGUUAAUGCUGUUUUGAUAAGUAUUUAUAUCUCUUAUCUUAAAAUUCCAGAUGUUUAUUUUGUAUAUUUCGUUACGAUUUUUGUUUCUUUUGUAUAUUUUUUUUAGCUAAUUUUAACUUUAUUCUUUCAUUUCCAUAUUAUUUUUUUAUAAGUAGCAGAAACACGUGGAUGAAAUAGGCAUUUUAAUCGUUUUAAUUUCAUCCAAGUGCUUUUGUUAUAUUUUUAAAUGUGAAUUUCGUGUGCAUUUCGGUAAUAAAAAUGUGGAAAAACGAUUCUCUUUCUCACGAAAUAGAAAAUCUUAUAACAGAUGGCGCCACACGCAAUUUUAAAUUUUUUUGCCGGGAAAGUUA
Molecule: messenger RNA, 2565 nt
Organism: Centruroides sculpturatus (bark scorpion)
Lineage: Eukaryota; Metazoa; Arthropoda; Arachnida; Scorpiones; Buthidae
Product: receptor-type tyrosine-protein phosphatase H-like
Exons: 7
Coding region: 145-1695 (516 amino acids)
Molecular function (GO): protein binding
Source: RefSeq, a predicted model, not a curated record